AUGCCGAAUACAUCGCGACGAACAAAACGACCCCCAAAACGAACCCAAGUGACCGACGAGAACGGCUGGACCCAUGUGACAAGCGGCGGCAACGUGCGGCGCGUAAUGCGCAGCCGGCCAGACAGCACUGGAACGUCCGACCCAUCCUUUGAGCCUGUGCUAGCUCCUGCAGAGGCACCAGCUCGACUGACAAUUACCCAGCUGCAGACCCAGUUCCGGGAGCAUAGUGAGAAAUGGGAGGGGUCGGAGACUUGGGUCAAAUUGGCGGGGGUGUUGGGGAAGAAAUUAAGAGAAAGGGGGAGUGAACAACCUUCUGGUACCUCUCAGUCUGAGCCGGCAUCCGGCCCUGUGGACGCCAUUGUAUGCAUUGGCCUCGGGAGUCCGAGUGGGUUCCUGCGUGAUGGCUGGACUGAUAGGCGGAGUGUGUCUAUGUACCAGCUUGCUGCCUUGGUGAGCAUCAAGGAUACGAUUGCGGUCCAACCUCUUAGGGUUUACGCCCAGGAUCCCGUCUUCAACCACCUGGACAAAGCCCUCCUCGAAGAUCUCAACAUUGAAGUCCUCGCCCAUCCCCAAGCCUUUUCACACAUAACACAAAGCACACUCCUUUUCUGUCCCGGCGCAGAAAGGAAACAUCUCGAACUCCUUCUACCUUCCAAGCCGUGGGUGGUAUUCGGUGGCCCACUUGAGCAUGCCACUGCGGAUGCUGAAGGAGCUUUACAGACUUUCGUCGAUUCCACUGGUUCAUACUGUUUACCUGAAUUUGGGCCAUCGGAGCAUGCUUUUUGGAACAUGAGGCUUUAUUGGGUUGAGAGGGAGCGUGAACAGGAGCAGAAAAAAGAUUGA
Penicillium antarcticum is the source of this 843-nucleotide messenger RNA. RefSeq names its product SRR1 family protein. NCBI's taxonomy places the organism in Eukaryota, Fungi, Ascomycota, Eurotiomycetes, Eurotiales, Aspergillaceae. Bases 1 to 843 code for a protein of 280 amino acids. The transcript is spliced from 2 exons. The record is from RefSeq and is a predicted model, not a curated record.